Molecule: messenger RNA, 1410 nt
Organism: Ceutorhynchus assimilis (cabbage seed weevil)
Lineage: Eukaryota; Metazoa; Arthropoda; Insecta; Coleoptera; Curculionidae
Source: the annotation of a GenBank genome assembly
AUGGACAAAAAUGGAACGAUAUUUUAUCCGAUUAUCAGUUCUAUACAGAAAAUGGCCCUUUACGAAACAAAAUCUAAAUAUUACUUAGUUGGCUCCAACAACAGCCAGACCCGUUUCCGCGUACUGAAAAUCGACCGCACCGAACCCAAAGAUUUAGAAAUUCACGAUGACAAAGUGGAAUAUUCAGCGGAAGAAAUUCGAGAUUUGGUCAACAUGAUCGAAUCGGGCAAUCGGAAAACCUCUGCAACCAUCAGUGGAAUCUCCAGAUACAUUUCGGCUUUUGGAAUUGUAGGUUUUAUUCAGUUUUUGGAAGGCUACUACGUCAUAUUGAUAACGAAAAGACGUAAAGUGGCCGUUAUUGGACAUCAUACUUUGUAUAAAAUUGAAGAUACUACAAUGAUUUAUAUUCCUCAUGACUCAAUUCGAGCAGUGCACCCGGACGAGUCUAGAUAUGUUAAAAUGUUUCAGAGUAUCGAUUUGGCCAGCAAUUUUUAUUUUAGCUAUAGCUAUGAUUUAACACACAGCCUGCAACAUAAUUUGUCCGAGCCGAAAAAUUUCGUUGCAAGAAACAUGGAUUUACCCUACGAACACAACGAUGAGUUUCAGGAUAAAUUAUUAUGUACAAAUGGUACUAAAGAGAUUCAGUAUUUUGGUAUUAGGACGCAUCCGCUUAAAAAAUUCGUUUGGAAUUUGCAUUUAAUUAGUGAAGCAUUGAAAGUUGAUUUACACCCAAAUUGGAUCCUCUAUAUCACUCACGGUUUUAUAAGCCAAAGUAACAUAAACGUUUUUGGAAGGCCCUUGUAUUUGACUUUGAUUGCUCGAAGGUCGAGUAAAUAUGCAGGAACUAGAUUUUUGAAACGGGGAGCCAAUUUUCAAGGGGAUGUGGCUAAUGAAGUGGAAACUGAGCAAAUCGUUCACGAUUCUGGAGUGUCUUCAUUUACUAAAAGUCACUUCACAUCGUUUGUGCAGAUGAGAGGCUCGAUUCCAGGUCAUUGGAAGCAAGAAAUGGGCAAAAUGGUAGCAAAACCAGCAAUAACCAUAGAUUUCUACGAUCCAUUUGCAGAAACGGCAGGAGCGCACUUUAACGAACUCCUCAAACGUUACGGCGCCCCGAUAGUGAUAUUGAAUUUGGUGAAAAAACGAGAACGAAAGCCACAAGAAUCGCUGCUGAGCGAACAACUGACUUCGGCCGUUAAAUAUCUAAAUCAAUUUUUACCAGUCGAACAUCAAAUUGUCUACAAACGAUUCGAUAUGGCCAGGAAGAACAAGAGCAACUCGAACGUCAUGGAACAAUUGGCCGGAAUUGCGAAAAUCGUCGUCGGAAAAGUCGGAAUUUUUCACAAUCAAAAGAAAUAUUUCAGUCAGAAGUUGAAUACUGUAAUUGGUGAGGAGGCAAACGGGAAUUGUUAG